Messenger RNA from Canis lupus familiaris (dog), 1396 nucleotides. Its product is annotated as ankyrin repeat domain-containing protein 26-like. The transcript has 7 exons. Bases 74 to 1375 code for a protein of 433 amino acids. NCBI's taxonomy places the organism in Eukaryota, Metazoa, Chordata, Mammalia, Carnivora, Canidae. The record is from RefSeq and is a predicted model, not a curated record.
ACUUACAAGAAAAAAUUUAAAAGUGGAAUAUAAGGUCAAUGGACUAGAAAAGUUGCUAUCAGAAACAAAAGAAAUGAAAUCUCAGUUAGAGCAUCAAAAAGUGGAAUGGGAACGAGAACUCUACAGUUUAAGAUUGACCUUAAAACAAGAAAAAGAAAAAAGAAGAAGUGCUGAAAUUUUAUAUAUAAAUAUUAAGGAGCAAUUAAGAAGUAAAGAAGAGCUGAGUGAAGUUUCUCCUCCUCAUGAAAAAGAAAAAGGUCUGUUACAUGAAAACCGCAUGUUGCAAGAUGAACUUGCCAUGCUAAGACUGGAAAUAGACACAAUAAGGAAUCAGAAGCAGGAAAAGAGGUAUUGUGAAGACACUGAAACUGAAAAAGAAAAGAAUGACAGUCUUCAAAACGCCAUAAAACUGAAUGAGGAUGAAAAGCUAAACAGAGAAAGACUGGAAGCAAAACUUCAAUCAUACCGAGCUAGAGUCGCUACAGCUAUACAGGAUCGUGAUCAAAGUCAGGCAUCAAAAAGAGACCUAGAACUUGCUUUCCAGAGAGCAAAAGAUGAGUGGUGUCAUUUACAGGACAAAAUGAACUUUGAGAUGUCUAACCUAAAAGAUAACAAUGAGGUGCUUUCUCAGCAACUUUCUGAAGUCGAAAGUAAACUUAAUGCCCUAGAAAUUGAGCUGCAGUAUACAAGAGAUGCUCUCAGAGAAAAGACGUUGGCUUUAGAACAUUUACAAAGAAACCCAAAACAAACACAGGGUCAGAAGAAGGAAAUUGAGCAGAAAUCUCAAAACGAACAAGGUAAAGUGAAUGAAUACAUGGGAAAGCAUGAAUCCUUAGAAGAGAAAUUAUCUCAACUACAAAGUGAAAAUAUGUUGCUCCGAGAGCAACUAGAUGAUGCCUACAGCAGAGUGGAAUGUAAAGAAAAGACUAUAAUUUAUCUCAAAGACCAGGUUCAGGUUAUUGUAAGAAUGGUUCGAGUUGCAGGUGAAAAACGAGCUCUUCAACUGCGAGAAAGAAAUAAGGAGUUAAUCAAUAAAUGUAAACAGAUAAUGGAAAGAGCAUUUAGAUAUGAAGAUGAGAAAGAAGAAAGAGAACGACAAGAAGCAAAGGAGUUACAAACAAAGGUUGUAAGGUGCGUUCAGAAGUUCAGAGAUGACAUAAAAAAGCUUGAAGUUGAAAAUGCCGAGUUAAAAGUUACAGUCAAGGAGCAAGCAGGCCAAAUUGAACAGCUUCAGAAAGACCUGUUAAGUUCAAGUUCGUGUGGUGAUGAAAAGGAAAACCUAAAGAAAUGUAUGGAGUUAAAACAGCCUUUGCAGUUCAGGUUGGAUCAAGAAGUGAAGAAAAAUGAGGAAUUGGAAAAAGAGAAUACUGGGUAAGACUAAUAUUUCACAUCACUU